CUGGGGACUCAGGGCAGGCCUCUGAGCCGCGGACGCCCGAGCCCGCCCUGGACCCGGGCUCCUGCUCUCCCCGUCCGCGACUCGGGGCUCACGAGUGUCUUUCACUUGCAGUCCGGGCGAGAUGGAACUGCGACCGUGUCAGAAAGCCGGCUGACCAAACCGUUAACACUCAGUCCAAGUGCAGCUUCGGGCCCGGGGCUGUCGCUGUUGAACGCGCGGAAUUUAGAGGGGGUGGAGGGAAGACCGAAACGAAGCCGCGAACACUCUCCUGCCGACCGCCGCGAGUGGCAGCCGCGGUCCAGACGGGCCCGGACAGUCUUUGAGGGAGCAGAGAGCGGAGUGCAGGCGAAAUGGCCCUGGUGCCCUAUGAGGAGACAGCGGGAGUGGGCUUGCAGAAAUUCCACAAGCCUCUAGCCACCUUCUCCUUUGCCAACCACACCAUCCAGAUCCGGCAGGACUGGAGACAGCUGGGAGUCGCAGCCGUGGUGUGGGACGCGGCUGUCGUUCUUUGCGCGUAUCUGGAGAUGGGAGCUGUGGAGCUCCGGGGCUGCUCUGCUGUGGAGCUGGGUGCCGGCACCGGGCUGGUGGGCAUAGUGGCGGCCCUGCUGGGUGAGUGCCAUACACUGGCCAUUCUAGGUGCUCAUGUGACUAUCACGGACCGAAAAGUAGCAUUAGAAUUUCUUAAGUCAAAUGUUCAAGCCAACUUACCUCCCCAUAUCCAACCCAAAGCUGUUGUUAAGGAGCUGACCUGGGGACAAAAUUUGGGGAGUUAUUCACCUGGAGAAUUUGACCUGAUACUUGGAGCUGAUAUCAUAUAUUUAGAAGAAACAUUCGCAGAUCUUCUUCAGACUUUGGAACAUCUCAGUAGCAAGCGCUCUGUGGUUCUUUUAGCUUGCCGAAUUCGCUAUGAACGGGACAACAACUUCUUAGCGAUGUUGGAGAGGCAAUUUACUGUGAGUAAGGUUCACUAUGAUCCUGAAAAAGAUGUACAUAUAUACAAAGCACAGAAGAGAAACCAGAGGGAGGACUUAUAGUUGGCUUUAAUUUAUAAGAAUGUUGUUAUUGAGUGCCAGUGAGGGUCUUUGACUGGGAAUUGAACCAUAUUUAAUGAAAUGGAUUACUGAACGGAAAGUCUAACCAAAGGUUCUCAAGGGCCAAAGCACACGGUUAAAACAAAGGAGCAUUUUGUUCCAUUGCUAUGACAUUUCGGUCCUAUUUGACUCUGAAAAAUUCAACUACCAUUAAAGGAAUAUAUGAGAUA
Molecule: messenger RNA, 1261 nt
Organism: Lontra canadensis (Northern American river otter)
Lineage: Eukaryota; Metazoa; Chordata; Mammalia; Carnivora; Mustelidae
Gene: METTL21A
Product: methyltransferase like 21A
Exons: 4
Coding region: 351-1034 (227 amino acids)
Biological process (GO): peptidyl-lysine methylation
Cellular component (GO): cytoplasm; cytosol
Molecular function (GO): protein-lysine N-methyltransferase activity
Source: RefSeq, a predicted model, not a curated record